UGAGUGCAAUACCAAGAAGCUCCACAAGAGAGCAAUCUUAGCAAACUCUGCGAAACCCACACGCCGAGAAAAAUCCAGAGAGGAACUGAUCUGCGAUACCAAGUAACGCUCGUAGCGCUGCUGUUAAAUCACAUUAAUAAUCACUUUCAGCGUUUAACUCGGUUCUCACUUGAAGCAGAUUAAUUGUCCUCCGUGAAGCACACGCCGAGAGGACGACCAGACACCUUGUUCGCGUGAUCUACGAACUCCAGCAGGAAUAAUGACUGAACCAGAAGUGAACCCAAAGGCGUACCCUCUGGCUGAUGCUACUUUGACCAAAACCAUUCUAGACUUGGUACAACAAGCAGCCAAUUACAAACAGCUGAGAAAAGGAGCCAAUGAAGCCACUAAAACUCUGAAUCGUGGCAUCUCAGAGUUCAUUGUGAUGGCUGCCGAUGCAGAGCCUCUGGAGAUUAUUCUUCAUCUGCCUCUGCUGUGCGAGGACAAGAACGUCCCUUAUGUGUUCGUGCGCUCAAAGCAGGCCUUGGGCCGAGCAUGUGGGGUGUCCCGGCCUGUGAUAGCCACCUCAGUCACCAUAAAGGAAGGCUCACAGCUGAAGCCUCAGAUACAGUCUGUGCAGAUGGCCAUUGAGAGACUGCUGGUUUAAGGCUGUGGGAACUCAUCAGUCUGUAUGAUUUAUUUUAUACAGCACAUAUGCUUAUAUGGCCUCAUGUUUGUUUUGUUUUUUUUAUUUGCUUUUGUUUUUUUCCUCUCUUAUUUUUAAGAUGGGACACCACCAGGAGGUGGUGUUUUUCUUCCCCUUGUUUUCUCAUUCUAUUCAGUUAUAUUUUCCUUUCUUUCAAAAUGGCCAGAUUUUAAAAUGUUCCCUGUUUUUUCAAAGCAUUGUGCUCACAUGGAACCAUUUUUGUUUUUGCUAGCUUAACGGUCCUGAAAGCUGUUUUAUUUUAUUUUUUUUAAUUGUAAAACUAGUAGUAUGUCAACAUGGUGAUGCAUACAAGUCUACAUGAAUCUCCUCUGAUGACAUUAUUUUCAUAUUUGUAAUAAACAAAAUUCUCACCUA
Messenger RNA from Pygocentrus nattereri (red-bellied piranha), 1060 nucleotides. Its product is annotated as small nuclear ribonucleoprotein 13. NCBI's taxonomy places the organism in Eukaryota, Metazoa, Chordata, Actinopteri, Characiformes, Serrasalmidae. Gene Ontology annotation, biological process: ribosome biogenesis; mRNA splicing, via spliceosome; maturation of SSU-rRNA. The record is from RefSeq and is a predicted model, not a curated record. Gene Ontology annotation, cellular component: small-subunit processome; box C/D methylation guide snoRNP complex; precatalytic spliceosome. The coding region runs from base 260 to 646 and encodes 128 amino acids. The transcript has 3 exons. Gene Ontology annotation, molecular function: RNA binding.